Molecule: messenger RNA, 453 nt
Organism: Aspergillus tanneri
Lineage: Eukaryota; Fungi; Ascomycota; Eurotiomycetes; Eurotiales; Aspergillaceae
Exons: 1
Coding region: 1-453 (150 amino acids)
Source: RefSeq, a predicted model, not a curated record
AUGCGGAUCCCUGUCUGCAGCCCCGAGCGCGCCUUCCAGUCCUGGGACACGGCCAACAAGGACUCGAGCCCGAACUGGCCCUGCGAUAUCCCGCCGGGCAAGGACGAGUGCGGGGACUCGACCUUUGUGGACCAGACUAGCGACGAAUCGCCGAAGGUUGAGGACUGCCGCCAGAUUAUCAAGAACAUCGAGGGCGAUGGCAGCACCGACUGGACCACCCAGGUUAUCGGCCAUAACCAGCGCAAGAUUGCCAGUCAUGCAAGCUGUCAUUUCGGUGUCGAGGCUACCAAGACUAACGGCAACGUCAACUUCAAGGUCGGCGGGCAGGAUGUCAUCGAUAUCAUCAACGACGCUAUUGCUCGGUUUGCUAGGGACGGGCUGAUCGGUGCAAAGGGUCAUAUGAAUUGCAACGGUAAUAUAAAGAGCCAGCCGGUUCUGUGGGGGAUCUACUAG